GAUCAAAAAUAAAAGUCGUAAAAAAGCGAGCAUAGAACGGUUCCCUCCAGCGAGCACCAUUAAAAUCACACAUUACACGGUGCAAAACCAACAAUAAAAGUGUAACGUACCAAAAAAAUAUACCAAAUAGAAUGCGUUCGUCCGCCUUGGUUCCAUUCCGCUAUAAAAACCCACCCAAGCAAAGUCCGUAAUUCCGUUCCGUCCCGAUAUAAAAUAUGAAAGACUGGGCAAAAUUUCGGCCCUCCGAGCGCUUGCUCGGGCCCCGUCGGGCAGACUCGGCCGCGCUCGGCGCGCCGUAGCGGCAGUUUCGCAGCGAUCGCCAACCUAACCCUACGUCGCGGCACGUAUUAACAAUUCACAGCAAAUCGAACCUUACUACCCCGUGAUAGUGUGUUCAAUAUUGUGAUUUAUCAAGUGUUAUCUGUUUUACAAUUAGUGGUGUACUUAAGUGUUUCUUGAGACGGAUCGCCGCAUGGAGUCGCAGAGCGUUCGGUGUUGAAAAAUGGUAAAACAUAUCAAGUAGACAUCCGCCUGGCAGUCAAGACAGCAGUUAUUUAAAGAUGAGAUGGCGAGUGGCCGGCGGGAUGGGCGUACCGCUUGCUACUGCUGUCUUCUUCAUGCUGCCUCUUUUCACAUCGCCUACAGGAGAUAUACGACAUCACGGCACAUCUCGAGCGCGCGGCUGGCGCGCCGGCGCUCAGCCCUCCACCGAAGUGGCGGCUAACAAUUCUGUCAGCAAUAUCACAGCGCAGCUGGGGGGCACUACGUAUCUACACUGCCUUGUGGGACACCUUAGUGAAAGAGGGCAAGUGUCCUGGAUCAGAAAAAGGGACUGGCACAUUCUGAGCUCGGGGAAGUUCACGUACACCAACGACGAGAGGUUCCAGGUCCUACACGGUUAUGACGGCGAGGACUGGACGCUACAAAUCAAGUUCGUGCAGAAAAGAGACAACGGCACCUAUGAAUGUCAGGUGUCAACACGAACCGGCAUCGUGUCGCAUUACGUGCGGCUUCAAAUAGUGGUGCCCGAAGCCUUUAUACUUGGCUCGGGAGAGCAUCACGUGGAUAUGGGCAGCGUCAUACACCUCAUAUGCAUCGUUGAGAAGAGUCCAACACCCCCUCAAUACGUGUUCUGGUACCACAACGACCGCAUGAUCAACUACGACGCGACGCGCGGCGGCAUCACGGUGGAGACGGAGCCGGGUGCGCGUACGCAGAGCAGAUUAACUGUGCGCGACGCCACGCUGAAGGACUCCGGGAACUAUACGUGCAGCGCGAGCAAUACGGAGCCGGCUAGCAUACACGUGUUCGUGUCGGAGGGCAGCAACAAAAUGGCUGCGAUACUCCGACGGAACGAGAGCGCCAUCACGGGCAUCGCGUCGAGCGUGACGUGCAUGCUGCUGCUGGCGUCCGUGCUGCUGCAGUGCGGCCUGCGAUGACGGAGCGAGGCGCAGGAGUAGGCUACAGUGUCCUUUAGGUUAGACCGAGCGUUGUGGAGUAAG
Molecule: messenger RNA, 1502 nt
Organism: Cydia amplana
Lineage: Eukaryota; Metazoa; Arthropoda; Insecta; Lepidoptera; Tortricidae
Gene: dpr12
Product: hemicentin-1
Exons: 9
Coding region: 561-1439 (292 amino acids)
Biological process (GO): synapse organization
Cellular component (GO): neuron projection membrane
Source: RefSeq, a predicted model, not a curated record